CGUAGACUCUUUCCGCGUGAAUUUGAACUGCGGAGGGCGAUGACUCCUAUGGGACAUGUCGGAUGCCGCCUGCCUGGCCCUGCGGCUGCUAACAGCGCUACGCGAGGAGGAGGCGCGGGCUGUGGAGGAACUGCUGCGCCUCGGGGCGGACCCCAACCUGGUGCUGGACGAUGGCGCGGCGGCGGUGCACCUGGCGGCCAGAGCGAGCCACCCGCGCGCCCUGCAUUGCCUUCGGAUGCUGCUGCGCUGGGGCGCGGACCCCAAUGCUCGGUCCGCGGAGGGGCUGACGCCCGUUCACGUGGCUGCCGCGUGGGGCUGUCGCGGUGCUCUGGAGCUGCUGCUGAGCCGAGGGGGUGAUCCCACACUGCGGGACCAGGACGGACUCAGGCCCUUGGACUGGGCACUACAGCAGCGCCACCACCACUGCGCACGCGUGCUGCGGGAGCUGGACACGGCCACCCGAAAGCCAGAUGAGACCGCAGAGCCCACAGAGAGGUUUCAUGUAGCCCAGGGUAGCCUUGAAACUGACAGAUGCCAAGGACCUGUCUUAGCGGGGUCUUCGGGAGUCUCUCAGAACUCGGAGUUGCACAUGCGCAGAGCUGAGCUGGAGGUGGAGGCUGUGAAGGUGGCUGUGCAGCCCAAGGGCCCUGAGGCCACCGAGAGCUCAGACAACAGCAGCGAUGAUGCUUCGUUUGUCACCGCAGUGGAGGACUCUCUGCAGCCCAGCUGCUCUGGGGGGACCCCGGAGCUCAUGACCGGCCUGUGGGUAACCCGUGGGGCGGUGCCAGCUGGGAAGGGGGCACUCAACUGCCAGCCGCAGGCCCUGACGCUGACGGCAAGGGCCACGGACAAACCCUUACUGCCUGGUGAUGGGAAUCUGGGAGCUUUGCCCCGCCACGGCUCGGUCCCCCCCAUGUCCGACCUGCAGCUCCUCCAGGCCCUGCGGGAGUUGGGCUAUAGCCCUGGACCUGUCACACCUUUCACCCGAGGACACUACCUACGGUGGCUGCAGGAAGCCCAGGCUAACCCUGCUGAUGUAGGGCAUAGCCCAGAACUGGCGGAGGCGCUGAGGACAGGCAGCAUCCCUGACUGCCGGGUGGAUGAGGCAGCCCUGGCCCGGCACUUUCACCAGCUGGAUCCGUCGAGGAAGUGGCGGGAAGGCGUCACAAAGUCCAGUUUUACUUACCUACUUCUCGACCCCAGGCUGACGAAGGACCUGCCUGCCCGAGCCUCUUCCCUCACGCUGGCUGAAUGUCUGCAGUGUUUCGUGGAAGCCAUCUUCUAUGUGGGCAAGGGGACCCGUGCCCGGCCAGAUGCCCACCUCUGGGAAGCCCUUGGCUACCACGACCAGCCAAGGAAACAGGUCUGUCCCAAGGUCCGCCGGAUCUUAGACAUCUGGGACAGCGGCCGGGGCAUCAUCUCUCUACACUGCUUCCAGCAUGUGGUGGCCAUGGAAGCGUACACGCGGGAAGCCUGUCUGUUGGACGCCCUAGAAGAGGGCACCAGAUCCCAUUACAGAUGUGGUUGCUGGGAAUUGAACUCAGGACUUGUGGAAGAGGUCAAGAGCCAGUCUCUUCUGAGCCAUCUCUCCAGCCCCAGAUGUUUUUUCUCCUGGGUUGCAGAGUUUGCUGUGCAACUGGAGAGGUUGGGGACAAAGUGGAAGCACUUGGGAAGAAGGGGGCACUGCUGAAGAGAGAGCAAAAAGGGUCAGUCCUGGUGACUGAGCAAGAGAGCGGGAGUUUCCUGCAGGAGGAAAAAGAGAAAGAAAGAAACUCUUCGAGCUCACAGAGUGGGAGGACAGUCUGAUGAAAUCAGAGUCAACACUAUCCACUUUCCCAGUAGUCAUAUAGCAUAUGCCUGCUAAUGGUGUGGAACGAGGUUAUGAGAUAGGAUGGUCCUAUAGAAAUGACAGAUCUGAGGUGGUUUUAAAGAGGCCAGGGUUUCAUAUGGAAUGCACUUGCCUUAUGUGAAACAAAUUCUAAAUGACUGAGCUACUCAAAAUAGCAUUAUUCCCCAAGACUGGAAGGGCUUGGUAACAGCCAUACUAGAGACCAAUCCACAGGUGCAAAAUGUGGAUUUAUAUAGGAUAUAAAUAUGCAUAUAUCCUAUAAGGAUGUGCUAAUAUCAAUUGGAAUCCUGCAAAAGUUUUGUGUUGGAGAUGCAGAUUUGUUUAAAUCCCCACAGGAAGUGAAACAUUGUGGAUGCCAUCAGAACUGAUAAAGACGAGAACUGAGCAAGAAAUGCCUCCUGAAACCUCGGCCACUCACCUGAAAAGUGCUUUAUUCACGGAAAAUGUCUCCGUUUACAAUUUCUCACUAUAUGUAGCAUGAUUAAUGGUUUAAAACAGAAGGAGAAAAUGUAGUGUCAAUUUGGGGAUUUUCGGUUUGUUUGUUUGGUUUGGUUUUUUGAGACAGGGUUUCUCUGUGUAGCCCUGACUGUCCUGGAACUCACUCUGUAGACCAGGCUGGCCUUGAACUCAGGAAUCCACCUGUUGUUUCUUUUUCUUCUUCCUUUAUGUGCUGGGAUUAAAGGCGUGCGCCACCACUGCCCGGAAUUUUGGUUUCUUUGAAAACACUCAUUCCCAAUACCUGUACCUAUACCAGAACCUUCCCAACGCCUGAGCAUGUAUUCAGUGCUGGCACGCACGCACCUCUGUAGAACCCAAGCUUUCUCCCCAGCCCCAGGGUCUCAGUAACAACUCUGACAUCAUUAUACCUUGUUCUCUUUGAGAGCUGUUUCCUCCCGCCUCCUUCUCUCCUAGAAUCUUUACUGCUUAUCAGAAGAUAUUCUGUCUUCUAGUUCCUGCCUCAGCAGCAUGCCAGUAAGUUGGAAUUGAAAGGUCUUACAUCCAUACAGUGCAUGCUGUGUGAAAUAUUUAAUCUCAAUUUGGGUUUCUAACCCCACCUUUGACCAUUUAGUUCUCGUAUAAAACACACACACAAGCUUUGUAUUUAUAAUAAACUUUAACCAGCACAAGAGCUGGGUGGGCGUCUGUCCUCUGUGCUAUUGUGUGUCCUCUGUGCUACUGUGUCUGUUUCCCAGCCAAUCUCAUUAAAUGAUUUGUCAUGUUUCAUCUGGGCUGCUCUCAACUCCAGUGAGCCAACCCACAGGGCCAUUAUUUAAGAUUCUUACCCCAUCGGCCAGGCAGGGUGGCGCACGCCUUUAAUCCUAGCACUUGAGAGGCAGAGGGAGGUGGAUUUCUGAGUUGGAGGCUACACAGAGAAACCCUGUCUUGGGGAGGAGGGGGGAACAAAAAACAAAAACCAAGAUUCUUCCCCCAUGGUGGCCUCUCCUCUCUUCACCUUUUUCCCCUCCUGUGGUUCUUCAAUCCCAAGUCCAGGAACCCUAACCCUGCUUGUCUCUCUCUUGCCCAGCUGUCAGUAUUGUUUAUUCACCAGUCAGAGAUAACUUGGGGGGCAAAGUCACAUAGCAUCACCUGGGUUUAUGUGCAGACUCUGGGAUCAACCAGUACUUAGCAUAACAAAAGACCAAACCUCAACAAUACACAGGAGAUUUCUCUACAAUUCCUCCUCUCGAUCCAGUAAAAGUCUCUCUUUUACUGCAAUAAUUACACUAUAUGCAAUUAAACUAUAUGCAAUAAUUACAAUUAUGAAAGAAUUACAAAAAAUUUCAGUUAGGAAUUAUGUUCAUAAAGUCCAGUGCAUAUGUAUUUAGCAGUUAUGGACAAGUAUUCCCUUAUCU
This is a messenger RNA of Apodemus sylvaticus (European woodmouse), 3702 nucleotides long. RefSeq names its product ankyrin repeat and LEM domain containing 1 (gene Ankle1). The record is from RefSeq and is a predicted model, not a curated record. Gene Ontology annotation, molecular function: endonuclease activity; protein binding. The coding region runs from base 56 to 1690 and encodes 544 amino acids. The transcript is spliced from 10 exons. Lineage: Eukaryota; Metazoa; Chordata; Mammalia; Rodentia; Muridae.